This is a messenger RNA of Pseudomyrmex gracilis, 1832 nucleotides long. It is a transcript of the gene ric8a, whose product is annotated as synembryn. Lineage: Eukaryota; Metazoa; Arthropoda; Insecta; Hymenoptera; Formicidae. Gene Ontology annotation, cellular component: cytoplasm. The record is from RefSeq and is a predicted model, not a curated record. Gene Ontology annotation, molecular function: G-protein alpha-subunit binding; guanyl-nucleotide exchange factor activity. The transcript is spliced from 11 exons. Gene Ontology annotation, biological process: G protein-coupled receptor signaling pathway. Bases 22 to 1716 code for a protein of 564 amino acids.
UCUAUCUUUAUUCCUUGGUAAAUGUUGAAUAAACAUAGAACGAUGCUUCGAAACAUUUGUAUUGAGACUUUGACCGCACCCACGGUUUGUGACGAAAAUUCAGAUAUGGAGAAAACUAAUACGGACAAUCUGAUCUCGAAAUUGAUCACCGGCACGUACGAGGAUUUUCACAAAAAUAUUGUUGAAUUCUUGAAAAUUUAUGAAAAGAAGACUAAUAUUGAAGAGUUGAAUAAUAACUGUUUGCGAGAGAAGUUAUGGAAGAAACUGUUUUAUUACUUAACAGAUCACACUCAUGUAGAUUGUCAUCAACAUUGUUUAGCUGCUUUAAGGAUACUCAGUCGUGACAAAACAAAUUUAAAUGAGUUAGUCACUGACGAUGCAAUAAACAUAAUAUUGCAAAAUGCAGGCCUGACAAAGAUAUGUGAAGGAGAUCAAAUCUCAUAUACAAUUGUUACAACAGAAUCACUAAAGUUACUGUGCAAUUUGUUGUUCAACAGUGUAAAAAUACAACAAUCGAAAAUAUUAAUAUCUUGUUUACCUCAUCUUAUCGAUCGAAUCAAAAAUUACACGAGUGAUGUUCCUAAAGAUGUCGAGUUAUUUGAUAUGAGAAUAUUAUUUUUACUGACUGCGUUGAAUGCUUCCGCGAGAGAUGUAAUCAAAAACGAUUUGUGCGGUGAUAUAUAUCUCAUUAAAAUAUUAGAGGAAUUUACUACACAGAAUGAAGAUAACAAAACAAUUACAACCAAGACUGAGGAAAUAUCUGUACUUUGUGAAGUGCUAAAAGUUUUGUUUAAUUUGUACAUGCACUCUGAUAAUAUUGGAGAUGAGGAGCAAGAAAGAUACAAGAACUUGGUCUUGAUUUUGUAUAAACUAUUAACCUUUAAAUACUCAACGUCUCAAGACGAUCUUGAAAGCAAUGUCAUUAACUUGCUGACUAUAAUACCGUACAGCUGUUACACAUCGAUUGUGCAACCUGUCGAUUGUAGCGAGAAUGGCGAGAAUGGCGAGAAUGUGUAUCAAAAUAUGGAUAUGAGCGCGAUAUGCGUUUUACUUAGGUUCCUAAAUCAAAGAUUAGACUGUAAGACACGUCUGAUAGAGAACAUCUCUCCGGUAGUUACAGCUCUGGUCAGACUCGUUAAAUCGGAGAGAAUUAUUCGCAAAUAUGUAAGGUUGCAGAUUCUACCGCCGUUAAAGGAUGUGAUGACUCGUCCCGAAGUAGGAACGACGUUGAGAUCUAAACUGUGCAAAUUGUUAACAUCGCCUCUCACGGAAUUACGUGACCUAGUUGCAGAACUUCUGUUCGUCCUUUGUAAAGAGAAUGUUAGCCGUAUGGUUAAAUAUACGGGAUACGGAAAUGCGGCCGGGAUGUUUGCCAACAAGGGAUUGUUGGGACGAAGUCAAACGGAAACAACUUAUUCCUCCGAAUCGGAGGACAGCGACACUGAGGAAUAUCUAAAAUACAAGGAACAAAUAAACCCAGUAACCGGAUGUUUCGAGCAUCCCAAACUGAAUCCGCUUGAAGGCAUGACGGAAGAACAAAAAGAAUACGAAGCCUUACAAUUAGUAAAUCUUGUUGACAAAAUGACGAGGGAAGGAGUUGUACGCCCCUGCCGUAUUGGCGAGGACGGAAAACCGGCCCCUAUAGAGCACGUUCUUGAAUUGCAAAGUGAAUUACCGAAACAACAAUAUGUUCGCAAGGAUUCCGACUCCGAAUAGAUAAAUUUUUAAACAAACAUUUUUAAAUAAACAUUCACAUGUAUAUCUAUAUAUAGAAAAAUCUGUAUAAAUGUAGUAAUGUUUUUUCCGAAUAAAGAUCUAAAUGUGAAACUUUA